AUGUCGACUUCAACUAGCGAAAGCCCGUCUCUGGACAAGAACAAUGCUACCGUCUCGCCCGAUGCACCUGUACCAGUUGAAAGCCCUGAAAAGCGCAUUCUUCAAUUCGAUGAAUUAUCUGCUGCUGACAGGGCUUUAGCGGAACAAUUUGGUUAUCAACCGGUCUUCAAGCGCGAAUUCGGUUAUUUAUCCACCUUUUCGUUCGCUUUCAGUAUUUCCGGUCUCUUCGCGACCAUUGCGACUACCUUCUCAUACCCGCUUUAUGCCGGUGGCUCGGCCUCGGUGGUUUGGUGUUGGCUUAUAUCCGGUGCGGGAUGUAUGUGUAUUGCGGCGUCUGUGGCUGAAUUGGUAUCCGCAUAUCCCACAAGCGGCGGUCUCUAUUUUACUGUUUCUCGUCUUGUACCUCCACGAUGGGUGCCUUCUAUCAGCUGGUACACUGGCUGGAUCAAUCUGCUCGGUCAGAUUGCUGGUAUCGCUUCUUCCGAGUAUGGAUCGGCUCAAAUGUUGCUUGCAGCAGUCUCCAUGGGUCGUGAUUUCGAAUGGCUUCCGACAACAGGACAAACGGUCGGUGUCAUGGCCGCCUUGACUGUUCUCUGUGGUGUUCUCAAUUCAUUGCCCACCGGCUGGAUGGAGAAGAUGACUCGGUCGUAUGUUAUUUUCCAUCUGCUCGUGCUGUAUGUCUUUACGCACGUUGAGCCGGAUUCGGGUUGGUCACCGGUGGGAUUUUCAUUUAUGUUUGGAUUCUUGUCUGUUUCGUGGACUAUGACGGAUUACGACGCUACGGCUCAUAUUGCCGAAGAAAUCCGUAAUCCCGAGAUCAAAGCUCCAUGGGCCAUCUUCCUUGCCAUGGGCGCCGUAUACGUUCUCGGAUUUUUGUUCAACAUUGUCCUAUGUUUCUGCAUGGGCGAUGUAGCUUCCAUCCUCAGUUCUCCGAUUGAACAACCCGUGGCCCAGAUCUUCUACAACAGUCUCGGCAAACAAGGUGGUCUCGUCUACGCCUCUUGCGCCUUUAUUCUCUUGCAAUUCAUCUGCUUCACUGCUACUCAAGCUCUUGCCCGUACAGUCUUUGCCUUCUCUCGUGACCGUUUGCUGCCCUUUUCCGGUGUGUGGCGUAAAGUGAACUCGGUGACGGGUACUCCAUUGUACGCCGUAUGGUUCUCCGUCUUUUGGUGCAUUGCUAUCAACCUAAUCGCUCUCGGUAACUACGCCGCCAUCUUAGGUGUCUUCAACAUCACCGCCAUCGCUCUCGACUGGUCCUACAUUAUCCCUGUGGUUUGCAAACUCCUCUUUAACCAGUUUGAGCCUGGCCCAUGGCAUAUGGGCAAAUUCUCUACUGCGGUCAAUCUCUGGGCUGUUAUCUGGACUGUGUUUGCCUCUAUUAUUUUCUUCUUCCCGACAUCCCGACCUGUUACUGGCGAAACCAUGAAUUAUGCUGUUGUCUUUAUGGCGUUUAUCUUGUUGUGUGCCAUGGUUUAUUGGUAUGUGCGUGGAAAGAAAUUCUAUGUUGGCCCGAUCAAGGAGACUAUUAUUCAGGGACAAGCUAAUGGGGGAAUGAUGGAGUCGGUUCCUGUCAUGAAUUUGGAGAAGUCUUCUUAGACUACGACAAGUUUCGAACCUGAAAAGCUUGGGAAAGCUUAGAAGGGGUUAGGAGUAGGAGAGGAUGAUACGUCCAUCAAACAAUUCUAUUCACUUGCUUUGAGAUUCGAUGCAUGUAUGUAUGUACUAUCAACUUAGUAAACGGAGGCAAUCUGAAAAGUUUUAGCUUUGG
Messenger RNA from Talaromyces stipitatus ATCC 10500, 1768 nucleotides. RefSeq names its product amino acid transporter, putative. Gene Ontology annotation, biological process: transmembrane transport. NCBI's taxonomy places the organism in Eukaryota, Fungi, Ascomycota, Eurotiomycetes, Eurotiales, Trichocomaceae. The transcript has 4 exons. Bases 1 to 1596 code for a protein of 531 amino acids. Gene Ontology annotation, cellular component: membrane. The record is from RefSeq and is a predicted model, not a curated record. Gene Ontology annotation, molecular function: transmembrane transporter activity.